Messenger RNA from Lactuca virosa, 1128 nucleotides. NCBI's taxonomy places the organism in Eukaryota, Viridiplantae, Streptophyta, Magnoliopsida, Asterales, Asteraceae. The record is from the annotation of a GenBank genome assembly.
AUGGAGGGUCAUUAUGAAGUUGUGAUCAGCUUAUCUGAGGUUGAAGCUUCAGACCUUGAAGAUGAUAAACUUCAUGAUGAUAUUAAAGCUGUAGAAAAGCAUACACCUCUUCAUUCAGCCCUAUCAGAACUUGUAGGUGAUUUUGAUGGGGAAUCUAUGUUGUUCUUGCAGCGAUUUUUUCGUACAAGAGUGAAACCUGUAGUAUCCAUAGGCUCCUUGAAACUUGAUCUUUCUCUUGGAAUUGGAGGAUUACCAAAGGGAAUAAUUGUUGAGGUUUAUGGGCAAGAGGGAUCAUGCAAGACAACACUUGCUUUGAAUAAUGCACUAGACCCACUGCUGCUUGAAACAGUUGGUGUAAAUACCAAAAGUCUUCUCAUCUCACAGCCAAAUUCUGCUGAAAAUUUGCUGAGUAUUGUUGACACUCUCGCACAGAGUGGAGGAGUUGAUGUGAUUGUCAUCAACAGUGUUGCUACACUCAUCCCACAACGUGAAAUUACAUGUGUAAUAAGUGACAAUAUCAUUGAGACACAAUCACGAAUAAUGACACGAGCACUUCGCAAGAUUCUUUAUUUUUUAUGUCGUUCAGAUACUCUUAUUAUAUUUAUAAAUCAGGUGAGAUCAAAUUUGAGAUCACGCCAAGAGGGACUUAAAGUAAAUGAGGUGACAUGUGAUGGAAACGCCUUGCCAUUUUAUUCAGCUGUUUCUGGUCUUGGUAUAUGUGUGGAGGUGGUAAAGAAUAAGCUAGCACUUGCUAUGAAAAAGGCAGAGCUAGAGAUUGAGUUUGGAAGAGGGAUAUCUCGUCGAUUCCUUAAAGAACAAGCAACAUUUAUAGUUUCUGAUGAUAUGAAAUUAACAGCUUCUCAAUCAAUAGCUACAAUUUCAAACUUCAAUGCACCUGGUGUCCCUAUUGCUGAUUUGGAGUUUCUUGAACUUUGCAUUGGUGAAAAAGAGGAAAAUGGCACAGGCAAGGAGUAUCCUUUGGAAGCUGCCCUUGAGGCCACCAAAAAUACUUUGAUUCAAGGCAGUACAAAACUCUUAUUGGAUUUCCGUGUUGUUCUUGAUCAAGAGUUGGGAUUGAUAUUGAAGCUAAGAGACAUGAUGAUUGGUUGGAUACAUGAAGGGUUUUAG